AUGUCCAAUUCCAGAGACAGAAGACAGAUGAUGCAGCCAUGGCCUCUGUGCCUAGUGCCAUUUUCGAAAACGAAGGAGCGAAGCAUCCUUCCGAAAUACUACACGAGGGUGCCAUCGGUGGCGAGAUCGACCACCACCAAUUCGGUCAUCAACCUAGACUGCGCGUCAAACGCGACCCUCGUGACAAACGUCAGCCCGUUCAACAGCCAGACCGCCCUGAUCGCGGAGAAGAAGGUGCUCUCUGCUGGCAACGGGACCACCCUCACCACAAAUCACUAUUAUGAACAAAACCUGAGGAAUAACCAUCAGAAGGCCCUGAACGGGUCCCACAUAUACAACCCCCUAGACAAAGAUCACGAUCACGACUACAAACAGCUCGAUCCGUUGCUCAACUCGGAAUCCCCGUACGCGGGGAUAGUGGGGAACAAACGGAAAAUGAAUUCGCAGGAUAUCAAAAUGAAGGAAUCGGCGGUGGGUUCCGGAAAACUUCAUGGAACCAUGCAAGGACCAAAGGAGUCUAAACCUUCGCUCAUGCGUUUUACCAGUCAGGUACUGGCAGCCUUAUCAGUAUCGCUGGGCUCGAUGGUGGUCGGUUACGCGAGUUCCUACACCUCGCCGGGUCUAGUUUCGAUGCAGAACAAUGCUACGACCUCGUUCGAGGUUACUAAGGAAACUGGUAUGUGGAUCGGAUCGAUCAUGCCUUUGAGCGCGCUUUUCGGAGGCAUCUUUGGCGGUCCGUGCAUCGAAUAUCUGGGCAGAAGGAAUACGAUUGUGGGCACAGCGGUGCCCUUUAUCACAGCCUGGCUAUUGAUCGCGUUGGCCACCAAUGUCGCGAUGAUUCUAGUUGGUCGAGCCCUUUGCGGGUUCUGCGUCGGUAUCGCGUCCCUUUCGUUACCGGUCUACCUAGGCGAGACGAUACAGCCGGAGGUUCGAGGAACCCUUGGAUUACUUCCAACCGCCUUUGGUAACACCGGAAUCUUGAUCUGCUUCGUGGCCGGGAUGUAUCUGGAUUGGAGGAAUCUCGCGUUGGUGGGCGCUAGCCUGCCAAUACCGUUCAUGAUUCUGAUGUUCACGAUCCCCGAGACCCCGAGGUGGUACAUUUCCAAAGGUAAAACGAAAAGGGCGAGAAAAUCGCUGCAGUGGCUGCGGGGCCAGGGAACCGACAUUACCGACGAACUAACGGCCGUCGAGAAGUUACACGUUGACAGCGAACGACACGUAUCGCAGGGUGCGUUCAUGGAACUCUUCAAGAAGAACCACCUGAAGCCGCUCCUCAUUUCCCUUGGUCUGAUGUUUUUCCAACAACUAUCAGGAAUUAACGCGGUCAUAUUCUAUACCGUACAAAUCUUUAAGGACGCCGGAAGCAGCAUCGAUUCGAACAUAUCCACCAUCAUCGUGGGAGUGGUGAACUUCAUCUCGACGUUCGCCGCUGCAUCCGUGAUAGACAAACUUGGCAGAAAGAUGUUGCUCUACAUAAGCGCUGUAUCGAUGUGUAUCACGUUAUUCACGUUCGGUACGUUCUUCUACAUGAAAGAGAACGGCUCGGACAUGUCGACGUUCGGUUGGAUACCGUUAGCGAGUCUGAUCAUUUACGUGAUCGGAUUCUCCUUGGGAUUCGGCCCGAUCCCGUGGCUAAUGAUGGGCGAGAUUCUGCCGGUUAAGAUCCGCGGUUCCGCUGCCAGUGUCGCGACUGCCUUCAACUGGUCGUGCACGUUCGUCGUGACGAAAACGUACGAGGAUCUAGUGUCGGAGAUCGGGGCGCACGGUGCGUUCUGGCUGUUCGGCACGAUCGUCCUGAUCGGCUUCGUUUUCGUGAUCAUCUGCGUGCCGGAAACGCGCGGCAGAUCUCUCGAAGAGAUUGAAAAGAGAUUCACCGGUCCGGUGAGAAGAAUGAGCGCGAUCGCGAACAUAAAGCCUACGCCGAUGGGCUGUUAACGAAUCUUAUAAUUUCGAAUAGCUAGCCAAUCAAUCAAUUCGUUCGUUCGCUAGGAAAUCUCGGCCACAUCGCGUCGUUCCGCGCUACGAAACGAACAAUUCGUAUAGUUCCUUCCUACUAUUUCAUAAGAACGAUCUUGAUUAGAACAUCGUGCGUAACUGUUAUUUUUGUUAUUCAAUAGUUUUACAGGGUCUACCUCAAGUUAGUACUUUUACUAAUGGUAUACGAGUAGGUUUAAACGACAAGUGCAAAUUAUUUAAUUAGUAUACGUGUGCGUACUUAUACGCGGAUACGAGAACGAGAUAAGUAACCUCAUCAUUGGUAAAAGAACAAAUGGUUCUUCACUAUCGCGACAAUAAAUUCCAGCACGCGAACCAUCUCGGCAUCGAGUUUGUACAUAGUUAUAUCGAUCUGCGUUAGCAAACAGUUGCAUCAUCUAUCGUCGAAUUAAAUCGUAAGUUAUAGUUGAGAAACAGAGAGAUAAAAAUAAUACGCGUCUAUUUUUUAAUCGUCGAAAUCGUUGUCGGUUAGCGAGAUGACGCGACGAAGAACACAGCGAAGAAAUACACGAAUAGCGCAAGCCGCGAAUUCGUGAAACACGCCCCCGAUACCUUGUUUUGUAUUUCGCGCCUUUUUACUCGAAAGUACUGUUUCGAGAGAGAGAGAGAGAGACGCGAAACAUUUAGACCCCUAGGGACCGCUACGGUCGAUUUGAAUCUCGAUUCCACGCGCCACGCCUUUCCACUAUUCAUUCUCUUAUUUCGAUUUUCUCGGUCGCCUUCUAUCUGCAACCGAAUAUACCAGGGGUGCGUACCACCCUCCUCGGGCGAACGAGAAAAUACCUUUUUAUGUCGUCGCGAUACCAUUCCGAAUCUCUGUACUACGACGAAAGAAGAACAACGUCACGAAACAUUCCUGUAAUAGUACGGUUUAACGUACGAUCUCGGCUAAUGAUAUCGCGAGGAAUAAACGCCAUUUUGGACGCGUUACUCACA
This is a messenger RNA of Osmia lignaria (orchard mason bee), 2931 nucleotides long. It is a transcript of the gene Tret1, whose product is annotated as trehalose transporter 1. Gene Ontology annotation, biological process: carbohydrate transport; transmembrane transport. NCBI's taxonomy places the organism in Eukaryota, Metazoa, Arthropoda, Insecta, Hymenoptera, Megachilidae. Gene Ontology annotation, molecular function: sugar transmembrane transporter activity. The record is from RefSeq and is a predicted model, not a curated record. Gene Ontology annotation, cellular component: membrane.